Molecule: messenger RNA, 1783 nt
Organism: Pocillopora verrucosa
Lineage: Eukaryota; Metazoa; Cnidaria; Anthozoa; Scleractinia; Pocilloporidae
Product: syntenin-1
Cellular component (GO): plasma membrane; cytoplasm
Molecular function (GO): protein binding
Source: RefSeq, a predicted model, not a curated record
UAAGUCCGAAAGCCGCCACAUUUCAGCUGGAUCGUGAAGUGAACGUUUUUCUAUCAUCGUAAAUUCCCUAUUACAAGUAAGAAUCUUUCAAGAUGUCUCUGUAUCCGUCUCUAGAAGAUAUGAAGGUUGAUCAGAUGGCUCAAGCACAGGCUCAGCAAGCUCGCCCACAACAACCUGCGCUUGGUUACCAAGUUCCUGCUUCUGUCCCAGGGGCCAGGCCGGUUGCCCCAACCAGUAGUCUCUAUCCCUCUCUUAAUGACUACAUGGGUCUUGCUGUUUCUGAGGAUGCUGUCAGGCAACAUGUGCCAGGAUAUAGCACAGCUGGUCCACUAGUUCCUAGACCACAAGCAGCUGUUGCCAUUCCGCAGACCAGUGGGAUGGUUGCCCCAGUAAGUGGAGACAACAAUCUGGGCAUCCGGCGUGCAGAAAUCAAGCAAGGCAUCCGUGAGGUGAUUCUCUGCAAGGAUGGAAGUGGAAAGGUUGGCCUACGUGUACGGGCUAUCAACAAGGGUGUGUUUGUACAGUAUGUACAUGCAAACUCUCCUGCUUCCCUAGGGGGGUUAAGAUUUGGUGAUCAGAUUUUGCAGAUCGAUGGUGAAACUUUGGCAGGCUAUAGUGGUGACAAGGUGAUGAAGAUUUUGAAGAAUGCAUCUGCACAGAGAAUUGUGUUUGCUCUUAGAGACAGGCCAUUUGAGCGAACAAUUGUUAUGCAGAAGGAUAGUAGUGGCCAUGUUGGAUUUGUGUUUAAAAAUGGUAAAAUCACUCAGAUUGCCAAGGAUACAUCUGCAGCAAGGAAUGGACUGUUGACAGAACACAACCUUGUUGAAGUAAAUGGACAAAAUGUGGUUGGACUUAAGGAUAGUGACAUCAAAGCAAUCCUUGAGAAGGCAGGCCAGACUAUCACACUGACAAUCAUACCAACUUUCAUUUUUGAGCAUAUGGUGAAAUGUAUGGGCGAAGGACUGAUGAAGAAAACCAUGGACCACAGUAUUCCUGACUUGUAAGAAACUUGCACCACAUUCCAUGAAGGCCUUAAAGCAUCUACAAAGUAUAUAGAGUGGAUAUGUUGGGCAUUAGUUUUAAGUUAGCUACAGAUUAAAAAUUUUUAAAAAUUAAAAAAAAAAAAAGAGAGAGAAAUCUUGUAAUGAUAGAUAUUCUUUCAUUUGAUUGUUACUAUUAAAAGUAAAACUGGUUAGAAAAGAGCAAGAUUCUUAGUGCAGCAGUUACCAUAUCUCAAGUGCUAGUGUCAUGUGUUGAUACACUUGAAGAUCUUUGUUUUCAUAAUUGUUUACAUAAUAUUUUCUCUUCCCUGCCAAUCAGUUUGUGGAAAUUGAUGAAAAACAGUGGCAAGCAAGAUGGGAAAAAAAAGGGGGGGAUUGAAAAUCCUGCUUAAUUUAUCUUGCUAGUUCAUUUAUUUGUCUCCACUGUCAGUAUGUCUUGCACAAACUUAGUGUUUUUUUUUUUUGUUUUUUUUUGGGUUUUUUUUUUUUUUUAAGUAGAUAGCAGAGUUGCAUAUCAAAGGAUCUUACAAAUUUACUUAAACAUGUAAGCUCCUUGGAACUCUUUUUGUACAACAGAAAUAAUAAGAAAAGAAGUUUUGAUUGUGUUCCUCUGGUUGGUAAUUCAAGAUAGCUUGAGCUCUUGAUGUUGCCAGAAGUAUUUUAAUUAAAAGUAUUUGUUAUGUCUUUAUAACAGUUACUGUCCAAUAGUAAUUUUGCAAGUCGGUGGUCUCAUUCCUAUAGAAUGUAAAUAAAGGUGAACCACAAUAAUCAUGUGAUUUGAA